Molecule: messenger RNA, 639 nt
Organism: Caenorhabditis bovis
Lineage: Eukaryota; Metazoa; Nematoda; Chromadorea; Rhabditida; Rhabditidae
Source: the annotation of a GenBank genome assembly
AUGAAGAGCACGCCGGAAAUAAGGAAUCUUGGCGAGCUCGCUAGCGCUGCAGUUCCACACAACGUCGCAUUUGUUCGACGCGAUUCCGAUCGACAAUUGAACACUCUCGAUUAUGAUGCCGUUCUAUUUGUCUUAAAUUCCAUUGAAACAAAUUUUGAUGACGUUCGGCAUCUCCAUCAGAUGACUUCAGCGAGGAUCUUGCUUAUUGCCAUUGAAGCUAUCGAAAGUUUUUAUUACAAUUUAGCAAAUUAUAAGGUCCCCUUGCGAUUAAACGUGGAAAUCGCCGUUGCCGCCGCAAAAAGUCGACACCUGAUUGGUCGAGUUCUGAGGCUCUACAAAGACGCCACCAGUAAUGACAACCUGGGCUUGGCGCGUGGUGAUGAUGAAUCAUUUUUAUGUUACGACGAUAUUGAACGUUCCACUGAUGAAAUUAAAAGAGCGAUUGCGCGAAAAUAUUCGACAAGUUUGAAGGCAAUCUUUAUGAAUAUUUUGAGACGGUUAUUGUCACAAGCGAAGGAGCAAAGAGAGUACUCGCAGUACAAUAUUAUCGCACUUAAGCGUUGGCUAUUCGAGAAACGAAGUCUCAUCGAAACUCUCAAGAAACAAAUUGGUGUCAAGAACAAUGAGAUUUCUAACUAA